Molecule: messenger RNA, 3602 nt
Organism: Leguminivora glycinivorella
Lineage: Eukaryota; Metazoa; Arthropoda; Insecta; Lepidoptera; Tortricidae
Product: transcription termination factor 2-like
Exons: 16
Coding region: 1-2271 (756 amino acids)
Molecular function (GO): ATP-dependent chromatin remodeler activity; ATP binding
Source: RefSeq, a predicted model, not a curated record
AUGGUGGUGGUGCUUAGGCAAUCUACUCCAGUGGACAUAGCGAGGGAUGGCUACGACCAGGGGCUGACCUGGGACGAUCUGCAGAAGGCUAGCAACGCUGUGCAGCCCAGGAUGUUUGGCAAGCAGGCAAUGUCAACACAUCUUGCGGAGCGCAACCUGAUUCUCGAGCGUUUACGCGACCUCCACUCAGCGUUAGACACUCGACCAGCCGAAGAGAAACAGGCACCGGCGCCAGCUGCCAUGAAGACUGAGCUGAUGCCGCAUCAGAAACACGCGCUGGCUUGGUUAAGGUGGCGAGAGGGGCUCAACCCUCGUGGCGGGAUCCUGGCGGACGACAUGGGUCUCGGCAAGACCAUCACGAUGAUCUCCUUGAUCGCGGGCGACCGGGAGAUCGCUGAUGAUGGGGAGGAGUCAGACGACGAUGAUGAUGACAGACCUAAGGGCAAAUUAACGAAAGGCGGCACACUAGUAGUAUGCCCGGCAUCGCUCAUGAGCCAGUGGGAGGGAGAGGUGAAGAAGCACUGUCUCCCUCACCGCGUCACCACGGCGCUGCACCACGGCGCCGCGCGCGCCACGCAGCCGCAGCGGCUCGCGCACACCGACAUAGUGUGCACUACCUACAACAUCCUGCAACGGGACAGUGAGAAGAACGGAGUCCUAAUGUGCAUGUCCUGGCGUCGAGUAAUCUUAGACGAAGCUCACAUCGUCCGCAACCACAAAAGUGCCACCUCCCGCGCCGUGUGCGGGUUGAAGGCCCGAAGACGCUGGGCGCUUACCGGCACUCCUCUACAUAACAAGGACUUAGAUCUGUUCGCGCUGCUCAAGUUCCUUCGGUGUACACCUUUCGAUGAUCUUGCGAUGUGGAAGAAAUGGAUCGACAACAAAAGCCAGGGCGGGCAAGAGAGGCUCAGCACUAUCAUGCGCUGCAUCAUGCUACGAAGAACCAAGGCGCAACUACAAGCUAAAGGACAACUGAAGGAUCUGCCGGCGCGAACCGCACACCAGUGCCACGUGACACUCACUAAAGAGGAAAUGAACGUCUAUCAAAAAGUAUUAGUGUUUUCGAAGACGCUAUUCGCCCAGUUCCUGCACCAACGCGCCGAGAAAGACGCCGACGGCGGCGGCUUCGCGCCGCGCGGCGCACAGAAGGACUCUGCCUACUACGAGAUGCACAAAAAAAUGAUUGCACUACAAGGAGCGAAACCCGUCAAAGCUCACGAGAUCUUGGUACUGCUCCUACGGUUACGUCAAGUGUGCUGCCACUGCGGGCUGAUAGCCGCCAUGUUGGACGCGGACGACACCGGCGCCAUCGAGGAGGAUGAAGGGGGAAAAGACCUGUUAGCGGAGCUGAAUAAACUCACUCUAGAGGACGCUAAUAAGUGCUGCCACUGCGGGCUGAUAGCCGCCAUGUUGGACGCGGACGACACCGGCGCCAUCGAGGAGGAUGAAGGGGGAAAGGACCUGUUAGCGGAGCUGAAUAAACUCACCCUGGAGGACGCUAAUAAGUGCUGCCACUGCGGGCUGAUAGCCGCCAUGUUGGACGUGGAUGACACCGGCGCCAUUGAAGAGGAUGAAAGGGGAAAAGACCUGUUAGCGGAGCUAUGGAAUAAACUCACCCUGGAGGACGCUAAUAAGCACCUCUACAACAGCGCCAGAGAAGAAGGCACGACGGCAGCCGAGGCGAUCCGGUCCGUCCUCUCUCCGAACAACCCCGUGUUCCAACUUACAACACGCUCCUCUAAGAUCAAAGCAGUCAUGGACUGUCUUAAGAAGAAUGUGCUGGUCAAUAAAGGUGAAAAAGCCGUGGUAGUGUCACAGUGGACGUCCGUGCUAAGUCUUGUAGAAGCUGAAUUGAAGCAAGAGCGAGUGAAGAGUGUUACACUGAGCGGCAGCGUACCUGUGCAAGCGCGCUCCGCUCUCGUCAACUCACUUAACGAUCCCAAAUCUGAUGUUAGGAUAAUGCUGCUCUCUCUAUGCGCGGGCGGCGUGGGCCUCAACCUGUGUGGAGCCUCACAUCUCUUGUUACUCGACCCGCACUGGAACCCGCAGCUGGAGGAGCAGGCGCAGGACCGGGUCUACCGCGUCGGACAGACCAAGCCCGUACACGUAUACAGAUUCAUGUGCGUGGACACAGUGGAGCAAAGCAUCCGCAAGCUGCAGGACGCCAAGCUAGAGAUGGCGGCCAACGUGCUCACCGGCGCCAGGCACACCAGCGCUUCUAAACUCAGCAUCGAAGACCUCAAGGUGCUCUUCAAUAUGGGCCAGCAGUAACUGGUUCAUGCACACGGUGGAGCCUACGCAAGCUGCAGGAUGCCAAGCUAGAGAUGGAGUCAGGCACACCAGCGCUUCUAAACUCAGCAUCGAAGACCUCAAGGUGCUUUUCAACAUGGGCCAGCAGUAACUGGUUCAUGCACACGGUGGAGCCUACGCAAGCUGCAGGAUGCCAAGCUAGAGAUGGAGUCAGGCACACCAGCGCUUCUAAACUCAGCAUCGAAGACCUCAAGGUGCUCUUCAAUAUGGGCCAGCAGUAACUGGUUCAUGCACACGGUGGAGCCUACGCAAGCUGCAGGAUGCCAAGCUAGAGAUGGAGUCAGGCACACCAGCGCUUCUAAACUCAGCAUCGAAGACCUCAAGGUGCUUUUCAACAUGGGCCAGCAGUAACUGGUUCAUGCACACGGUGGAGCCUACGCAAGCUGCAGGAUGCCAAGCUAGAGAUGGAGUCAGGCACACCAGCGCUUCUAAACUCAGCAUCGAAGACCUCAAGGUGCUUUUCAACAUGGGCCAGCAGUAACUGGUUCAUGCACACGGUGGAGCCUACGCAAGCUGCAGGACGCCAAGCUAGAGAUGGAGUCAGGCACACCAGCGCUUCUAAACUCAGCAUCGAAGACCUCAAGGUGCUCUUCAAUAUGGGCCAGCAGUAACUAUCGCAGGUUCAUGCACACAGUGGGGCACACGCAAGCUGCAGGACGCCAAGCUAGAGAUGGCAGCCAACGUGCUCACUGGCGCCAGGCACACCAGCUCUUCUAAACUCAGCAUCGAAGACCUCAAUGUUCUCUUCAACAUGGGGCAGCAGUAACUAUUGCAGGUUCAUGCCACACAGUGGAGCACACGCAAGCUUGUGAAGGUUUAGAUCUCAUACACUUGGCCAACAUGCUCUGCUGAAGAUAUGUAAUUGAGAAUAUCAUGUUUCGUUUCAACCGGACAGUAAGGUCUGUCAAUUUUAGCCCCAAUGGCUGCUGAAGAUCACAUAGAAGAGAAUCCAUUCUUACCUAGACACAGAGGGAGUUGAUACUCUUCAAGAUGGGACCAGACCACUAUUUUUCAGGGGUCCGGUUUGUAAAAUUAAAUUUCCAUGUUCGCUAUUUGGUGACCCCUGGACAAGUAAGCGAUGAGCUAUCAGCGAUAGGAACGGAACGAAUAAUAGAUACCUAGUCGCUUCGGUGUAAAUGAAAAGAGACGCGAUCAUAGCGCGAACCAGCUGAGGAGUGUCUUUUCAAAAGGGCUUAUUUCCACUUUGAACUUUUUUUGGGAAAUCGAGUAAAAACAUAAUUACACGGUAUUGAUUUUGAAAUUAAUAUUUAAUUUGCAAAAUUGUAAUAUUG